GGGUGCGCUUUAGUCGCAGGCUAAGCGCCGCAGAUUUCGCGCGGGGCGGGUGUUGUCAUUGGAUUUUUACGUGACAAAAGUGAGUUUUCGUAGAAAAUUUGACAACGAAUCGCGUGAAAAUGCCGCCGAAAAAGCGGGAAAAAGAAGUGGAUGGACAAAAAGGUCCUCGAAUGGAUCAAAUACAAGCAGACCAUGAGCUCUUCCUACAGGCCUUCGAAAAGCCAACCCAAAUUUAUCGAUUUCUUCGCACAAGAAACCAAAUUUCAUUUAAUUUCUCCUCAAAGUGUUAACUGAAUAUUUUAAUAUAUAAUAAUAUUAAAAAAGUACAAAUAUUAGAUGAAGGUGAAACAAUAAACAUUUGUAGACAAAUAAAGUGAAUGAAAGUGUAUUUGGUACAAUUUUUUUUGUACCAAGAGUUUAGUGAACUUUUCUUGAAUUGUAAAAAUUAAACUCUACAGUAGAGUGCUUGUGAAUAUAAUCCAAACUGUAAAAAUAUUUUGAAACUUUUUAUAUUUGUUUUUAAUAUAUAAAAACGCCAAUAUUUCUAUAUAGAAAUUUAACUUACAUGAGGCAACGUAUGUCCAGAAGCCAUAAGUCUCGACGAGGAUUUAAAAUUGACAUGAUAUUGGAAAAAUUAAUGUUGAAAAAUAAUCAAGAAGAAAACCCAGGUGUUCGUGGAUAUAUGACUCUUACUUUUCUAGGUUUUUAUGAUAAAAAAGUUGAAACACCUCAAGAUCCUGUAAAAGUGGAAACAUUGUUAUUGAAAAUAUGUCAUAAGAAACGAAAAGAUGUGAGUUCACCAAUUAUGCAGGUUUCUGUUGGUACAAGUGAAGUUCCAAUCAAUCCUUGUGAAAAUCAACCUCCUCCAAAAGCACCUACUAUAUCUAUACCUAAUGAAUCUUUCAGUUUAAAUAAUGGUCAUGUAGCAAAAACUUAUAUGCUUUUACUUAGAGUAUAUUGUACGUCCAGUACUGGCUGCCUUAUGCAUAACUGUGAUUUAGAUGAACCAGCUCAAAAGCGUCGUAAGUCCUCCACGGGUUCAAUUAAAUCUGGAGGAGAGGAAAUAAAAUUGUAUGGUUCUGAACUGAUAGUAUAUGAUAAGCACAAUCGAUGUUUAUUAACUGAUGGAGAUUAUGAAUUAGGUUUACAAGAAGUACAAACUAAUAUUCGAUCUAGCCCAAAGAAGCAUAGCUCUUGGGAGUCUGUACCUGACAUCAAGGAAUGUGGCCCUUUUGAAGUAUUUAGCAAAGGUCCAACGUUAAAAUUUAGGCUUAAUUGGACAACUGAACCAAGUAAUGGUUUAGUUGAUAGACCAGCUCCAAUUCAUCCAUUACCAAAUGGUGAUAAUAAGGAAAAUCGAUCAGGAAAUACUGGUCUAGAACGUUCUUCCACAAAUAAUAAUAAUAAUAAUAAUAACAAUAAUAAUAACAACAACAACAACAAUAGUAAUAAUAAUAAUAAUAAUAAUAACAACAACAACAACAAUAACUCUACACUGCCAACACCUAAUCCCCUUAAUUCUUCAAGAAUGACGACGUCUAGUGAAAAAACAGAUACUGUCAUGGGUACACAGCAAAUAGUUUAUCAGUUCCUGUAUAAUAAUAAUAGUCGGCAACAAACAGAAGCUUGUGAAGAUUUACAUUGUCCAUGGUGCUCAUUAGAUUGUGGAAAACUUUAUUCACUUUUAAAACACUUAAAAUUAUGUCAUUCGCGAUUUACAUUUACAUAUGUGCCAAUUCCACAAGGUGCUCGCAUAGAUGUAGCAAUAAAUGAAUGUUAUGACGGCUCUUAUGCUGGUAGUCCUCAUGAAUUAAUUUCGCAACCAUCAAAUGUAGCGUUUUCAAGAACAGGACCGACAAGACGAACAAGUGUAACAAAUAUUUUAGUAUGUCGUCCAAAAAGAACUAAGCCAAGUCUUUCUGAAUUUUUAGAACUUGAUGAAAAUGAAUAUGAAAGCCAGAGACCUUAUAUUACAGGGCAUAAUAGGUUGUAUCAUCAUACUGUUACGUGUUUACCUAUAUAUCCAAAAGAAAUGGAUAUUGAUUCUGAAGGAGAAAAUGAUCCAAAAUGGUUACAAACAAAAACAAGAAUGAUGAUUGAUGAUUUUACAGAUGUGAAUGAAGGAGAAAAAGAACUUAUGAAAAUGUGGAAUUUACAUGUCAUGAAAUAUGGAUAUGUAGGAGACUGCCAAAUACCAUUGGCUUGCCAAAUGUUUCUAGAAACUAAAGGAAAGGAAUUGCUCAUGAAAAAUUUGUAUCGUAAUUUUGUUUUACAUAUGUGUAGUUUGUUUGAUUUUGGUCUAAUUAGUCCUGUGGUUUUAUAUCAAACAAUACAAAAAUUACAAGAAAUCAUGAAAGAAGGAGGCGAAGAUAGUGAUAUUCGAAAAGUUUUACAAAAGUCUCAUGAAGCUCAAGUUGAAAAAUGGCUUAAUUCAGGCUGUCAUACAUCUUUAGAUACUAAACAAAAUAAUGCAAAUACUAAAGAAAAUUUAAAUACUGAAGGAUUAAAUUCUAAUGGUAUAGAGUGAUGAGGAUUGACUUUUUUUAGAUACCACAAUAUAAAGUGUUCGCUUCGAUUCCGGUGACGAGGUUUUUAGAAAAAUUGAAGAUGAAAUGAUAAUUGAAAGAUGCAUCAUUUGUAAUCUUAAGAAGGAAAUAUUUUCCUUCAUUUGCGAAGUUAUGAAUAGUAAAAAAAUUUGUUUGCAAAUUUAUUUCAAGGAAAAAUAUCUGCCUUUAGAUAUUAUUUGAAUAUAUAAGGAAUAUAAUCCUAGUCACCGAAUCCUGAGCGUACUAGGUAACAUGAAGAACAAGAAUACGUAGAAGACGUCUGCCGCUUGUACUUGCUAUUACUCUAGUAGGUGUCGGAUAAGACUGACUUUAUUGGAAAAAAAAACCUCUUUUUAUACACGAACGGGUAACAGCAUUUGACCAAUCGAUAUGGUCAAAAUAUCGCGCGUUCGAGUAAGACGAGUCGCUUUCGUUUCUCGUCUUUUACCCGCAUUCGUGCAGACCGCGUCUUGUUCAACUGCUUAUUUCUACAUUUAUUUCUACAUAUAUGUAUAUACAUUUAAUUUAUUCAAUAAUAUAUGUUAAAUUUACAUAUAACUACAUUUUGAAGGAAAUCAAGGUCAUUGGAUAAAUAUUGUAUAUUCAUGAGAUAAUAGAUUAUUCUUUUACAUGAUAAAACAGUUGUACCUCCUAUGUAAUAUUAAUUUAAAUUAUAAUCUUAUAGAUUAAUGAAUAAAUUUAAUAUCUGAAGUUAAUACAAAACUGGGAAAAUUAGCACAUAAUCUCUUAAAAUAUGGGACCUUGAUAAAAUUACUUCAGAUAUUUCUUAUAAACUCAAUUUAAUAAACUGAGGCUGUAAAUUAUAGGUUUUACCCCAAAGUAAGGAAUGAACUGUUAUAAAAAAAGUGCCUUUGUAAAGCGAGAAAAUCUGAAUGUGAGAGUGACUUUCGCCAAUAUAUGACCUUUACAUUAAGUAUUUGUGCUCAUUUAUAAUGCGUUAAAUGUUUGUAUGUUUUUUUAUUUUUAGUAAAGAUUUCUUUGUCGAUUGUCAUUCUUUCAGAUAAACUUAUAGACAAAAUUUAGUAAGUUACAGUAAGUUUAUUCUCUGUGUAUAUAUAAUAUACACAAUUUUACUGCCGAUAAUCGUUCGAAGAAACAAUUACAUUCCCGAGAUAUUUCUAUAUGUAAAAUGAAAUCUUAUUCAAUUUUUAAGUAUUAAUUUCUAGUAAUGUUCUCUUCGAACGAGUUAGAUCACUGUCCAUUAAUACUUAUGCUAGGUUGUAAAUAAAAAAUACAAUAAACAUAGAAAUAUUAUAAUUUAAAGUGUUCAGUGCUUUUACUUGAAAUUAUUCAAAUUAUUAGGUUGUUCGAAAAUUAAUUGCGAUUUUUGAUGUAUAAAGCUUUACUUAAAAUUAACUUAUUUAAUCGAAAUAAAUUCAUUACAAUUUAUAUAGCUUUUUUGAUGAGAUACAAAUUAUCCUAUGUCUUAAAAAAAAAUCUGAUAUUGUAUAAAUGUGUUUAUACGAACAUUAUAAAAAAAUUUUUUUACAAAAUAUUAAACAAAAAAAGUUAUAUGUUCAGCAGAAUUUAUUUUAUUUUUGCAGAAUGUAUAGUUCAUAUUUUAAGGAAAUUCUCUUGUUUUAAUAUUUUAAAUUAUAAAAAGAUUUUAUGAAUAUGUUUUUUUUCUUAUUAUUACAUCAUUAUUUAUAUUGAUGAAAUUAAUAAAAAUUAAAUAGAGAAAAUCAAAGCAUCAUCACUAAAUUAUGUAGUGCAAUAUUUAUAUUGAUUGUGAAUAUAUUUGAAAAUAAAUUUCUAGAAAUUUAAAAUAAUAUUGUAUAACAAAUAUAAAAUUAGUUUACAGUCCAUAAGAUUGUUAUAUGUAAAAUUUUAAAUAUUAGAAAUAGUAAUAAAAAAUUGCAAUUUAUUUCAAGACAACCUAAUAUAUUUUUUUAUUUUUUAGAAUAAUUAUAUAAUGGUAAUUAUAUUAUUAUAACAUUAUAUUAAAAAUUAUUUUCCUUCUAAGGGGUAGCUUUUUUGAAUAAAAUUGUAGUACAUGUUUCUAUAUACACAAAUACACACGUACGCACAAACAAUCAUGUAAUUUCGGAAAAAUA
Molecule: messenger RNA, 4621 nt
Organism: Apis mellifera (honey bee)
Lineage: Eukaryota; Metazoa; Arthropoda; Insecta; Hymenoptera; Apidae
Gene: Su(z)12
Product: polycomb protein suz12-B
Exons: 10
Coding region: 566-2527 (653 amino acids)
Cellular component (GO): ESC/E(Z) complex; nucleus
Molecular function (GO): chromatin DNA binding
Source: RefSeq, a predicted model, not a curated record